UUUAAUGUUAUAGGAUAUUAUGCUUGGAAGAAAAUGAAAUUUUAAGAGUAUAUCCAUCAAAUAUGGAUGAGAAAAAUGUGCACCCUGGUUAAGUGCGGGUGUCCAAAAUCACACUUCUUUUCUUAGUUUUUGACUUGAUUGUGAAAUAGCCGCCUUUAUUAUUUGAAGAAAACAGUUAAUGUACCAUCAGUAUUCAGUACCACACAAUUCAUUACGUCAGGGUUAUCCAAGAAAGAAAAAGUACCAUGACGUAUGAGGUGUCGGUGAGAGCCAACAUGCAAAAGAUUUGACUUGUUCAAUUUCUGACCAUGCCUACGCAUAGGAUAUAUACACAUCUAACAUUAUGCAUGAGUUAAUUCCACUUCAGCUAUAUGAUUUCCUUCUUCUAACAUAAGCUCGCUAGCUCAUAAUGGAGGUUAUUGGAGGGUCGUCAUCUAUUCUUCAUCGUCUGGUUAAUCUUUAUGUUUGUACGGUGUUGUUGAUUAUUGCCUACGGUUUCUUUGAUCUUGCUCUUUCUCAGCGGCUACCAGAUGUUGAAGUUGAGGCUCUAACAGAAAUAGCAAAGACAUUAGGAAAGCAAGGCUGGGACUUUGCAAAAUUGGAUCCAUGUAGUCGUACGACUCCUACCGAGGGUAUUAACUGUACUUGCACUUUCUCUGGCAACUCCGUCUGCCAUGUUACUGGAAUAGUGCUUAAUAGACAGAGCUUACCCGGCAUGUUACCUCCAGAGCUUGUCAAGCUUCCUUACCUCCAAGUAAUUAACCUUGAUCGCAAUUACCUCAAUGGUUCAAUCCCGAAAGCAUGGGGUUCAAUGAAAUUGGUGAACAUCUCUCUCGUUGGAAAUCGACUAUCUGGCCCAGUCCCGGAAGAGAUAGGAAAUAUCACUACUUUAAAAGAACUAGAAUUGGACUUCAAUCAGCUCUCUGAGCAUCUUCCUGAAAAGCUCGGAGACAUCUUAGGCAUUAAGCGGAUACUGCUUUCCUCGAAUAAUUUUACUGGGGAAGUGCCGCAAACGUUCUCUAAGCUAACCAGCUUGGAAGACUUCCGAAUAAAUGACAAUCAGUUUACUGGGAAGAUACCCAGUUUUAUAAAGAAUUGGACCAACCUUACAAAACUAGAGAUUCUAGCAAGCGGUUUAGAAGGGCCAAUUCCGCCUGACAUCUCUGCCUUGAAGAGUUUAUCAAACUUGAAGAUUAGUGACUUAAACGGUAAAGAUGGUCCUUUGCCACCACUUGAUAACUUGAAAAGCCUGAAGACACUUAUUUUAAGGAGUUGCAAUCUUAAUGGAACAUUACCCACCUAUUUUAGCAGUAUGAAUACCCUUAAAUCCUUAGAUCUCAGUUUUAACAGAUUUUUGGGGAAAAUUCCGGACACCUUUAUCAAUCCUUCAAAAGUUAAAUUCAUGUACUUAACCGGAAACUUGCUGACUGGGCCUUUACCGAGUUGGAUGCUUGGAAAAGUGAAAAAUAUUGAUCUUUCAUACAACAAUCUCACAUUGGAGGACUCGUGGGGCUGUCAACUGAACAAUACUAUAAAUUUAUUUGGAAGCUCUUCAAUGAAGAACAACUUGACUGGAAUACCAAAAUGCUUGAAGAGCGUUUGUGAUCAAGAUCAUUAUUCGUUCAAUAUCAACUGUGGUGGAGAAGUUUUUCCUAUGAGUGGAAGUAAUAUUGGCCAAUUCGAUAGUGAUCAGAAUGCAGAUGGCGCUUCAAACUUUAACCAGCAAGGCACUAAUAAUUGGGCAGUUAGUAGUACUGGUGAUUUCAUGGACAAUGAUGAUGAUAGUGACAGUCAUAUAGCAAUUGCAAAAACAUCUCUCUCAAUGGCCGAUUCAAAAUUAUACAUGACAGCGCGGAAAUCUCCUAUAUCUCUAACUUAUUAUGGGUUUUGUUUGAUUAAUGGGAAUUAUACUGUAAAACUCCACUUCGCUGAGAUUGAAAUCUCAAAUGGUACAUCACAAGACAGUCUUGGGAGGCGUGUAUUUGAUGUCUACAUUCAGGGAAAGCUGAAGCUGAAGGAUUUCGAUAUUGUGAAAGCAGCAGGUGGAGCUCAUAAGGCAGUCAUUAUAACAUUCAAUGAGUCUGUUACGAGUAAUACCUUGGAAAUUCGGUUUCACUGGGCUGGAAAAGGCACACAAAGGAUCCCUAAUGCCGGAAUCUAUGGUCCUCUUGUUUCAGCUAUUUCUGUACUAAAUCCUGAUUUCGUACCUCGUGGAAAAAAAAUAUCUGUAGGUGUUGUGGCAGGAAUUGUCGUCUCUGUAUUAUGUCUCGUCUUUAUUCUGGGUGCUCUCUGGUGGAAGGGUUAUUUGGGAAGAAAAAAUGCGAGCAAUCAAGAACUAAGAGGUUUGGACCUAAACACUAGCUCCUUCACAUUGAGGCAAAUAAAAGCUGCAACAAAAAACUUUGCUGCUGAAAACAAGAUUGGUGAAGGUGGUUUUGGACCUGUUUAUAAGGGCUAUCUGUUAGAUGGCACUAUAAUUGCUGUUAAACAACUAUCUUCGAAAUCUAAGCAAGGAAAUCGUGAAUUUGUAAACGAGAUAGGAAUGAUUUCUGGACUACAACACCCUAAUCUUGCAAAGCUUUAUGGAUGUUGUAUUGAAGGAAAUCAGUUACUUCUUAUUUAUGAAUACUUGGAAAAUAAUUGCCUUGCCCGUGCACUGUUUGGUGAAGAAGGGGUCCAACUGAAGCUUGAUUGGCUAACAAGGCACAAGAUUUGUGUAGGUAUAGCCAGGGGCCUAACUUUUCUGCACGAAGAGUCAAGGCUGAAGAUUGUUCACAGAGACAUCAAGUGUACAAAUGUGCUUCUUGAUAAGGAUCUUAACCCGAAGAUUUCUGACUUUGGUUUGGCAAAACUUGAUGAGGAAGAUGACACCCAUAUCAGCACUCGGAUUGCAGGUACUCGUGGUUACAUGGCGCCAGAGUACGCAUUGCGAGGCUAUUUGACAGAUAAAGCAGACGUUUAUAGUUUUGGAAUUGUCGCGUUAGAAAUUGUAAGCGGGAAGAGCAAUAUAAGCUAUCGGUCAAAAGAAGAGUGUGUUUAUCUUCUUGAUGGGGCUUUAAUUCUUCAAGGGAAUGGAAAUUUGAUGGAGUUGGUUGAUCCGAAAUUGGAGUCCAAAUUUGAUGAGGAAGAAGUUCUACGGAUGAUUAAAAUAGCUCUGAUGUGCACCAACACAUCUCCAACAUUAAGGCCCAAAAUGUCUUCAGUACUCAGUAUGCUUGAAGGUCGAACUCCUCUUGGAGAAGUCUUUCUGAAUCCAAUAGGUGAAUCUAGCAAUGAUUUGAAGUUCAAACCUGUUGGAGAUAAUAGCGAAACACAGAGUAUUUCGAAGGAUGCCCCGUUCUCGGAGUCCUCGACAUCUGCUGCUGAUCUUUAUCCACUCAUUAAUGAAUCUGAGUACUGGAAUAACAGAGAUUAGAGAAGUUUUUCAACCAAUUCCAAAUCAUUAUAUAAACCAUAGAUUUAAGAGUUUAUAGGUAGUGGUGCUGUUAGUAAAACAGCUGUAUGUCAUUCUCGUGUUUCUGUUUUCGUCUCUGUUUCUGUUAGUCGUAGGUGGGUGACAUACUCGUGUGGUCCGUGUCUUAAUAAUGCUACUAUGGCUAUGAUGAUGAAUCCGUGAUAUCGGCACAUGUCGUGGUCCUUAUGUCUGCAACAAGCUGCUGUCUAUCCUUUUCUGUUUUCAUUUCAUUUUCAACUAGAUUUUGCCCGUAUUAUGCACUGAGCAUCUUUUUAUUAUAACUAAAUUUUGAUUUGGUGUGGCGGCCGGGGCUUUACUGCUCUCCGUCACGAAGCGUUUUU
Molecule: messenger RNA, 3795 nt
Organism: Papaver somniferum (opium poppy)
Lineage: Eukaryota; Viridiplantae; Streptophyta; Magnoliopsida; Ranunculales; Papaveraceae
Product: probable leucine-rich repeat receptor-like serine/threonine-protein kinase At3g14840
Exons: 24
Coding region: 410-3415 (1001 amino acids)
Biological process (GO): protein phosphorylation
Molecular function (GO): ATP binding; protein kinase activity; protein binding
Source: RefSeq, a predicted model, not a curated record